CCGCACUCUCCCCUCUGCAGCAAAAGAAUCGCUAUGUGCAGAUGAAGAGGUCGGCGCUACUGAUCCAGGCUUACGCCCGGGGGUGGAAGUCUCGCCGGCUUCUGCGGGAGCUGAAACAUGAUAGACGCUGCCAUCAGGCCUCGGCUACCAUUUCCGCCUACUGGAAAGGGUACAAGUCUCGCCGGCUUCUGCGGGAGCUGAAGCAGGAGAGGAGCUGCCAUCAGGCCUCGGCUACCAUUUCCGCCUACUGGAAAGGGUACAAGACGCGGAAGGAAUACAAGAAAUAUUUCCGCUCCGGGGCAUCCAUCCGGCUGGCCAAUUUCAUCUACCGGAGACUGUUGCAGAAGUUUUUUGUGGGGCUGAGGACCGGCCUGCCCCCCCUGGCAGUGUCUGACCGCAGCUGGCCUGCCGCUCCCUACAAGUUCCUGGCAAACACCAACGAGGAGCUGAAGAAAAUAUUCUACUGCUGGAAGGUCAGAGCUCCGCACGGCUCCUGUCAGAGGAGGGGCCCAGCCCUGGCUGCUUUUGGCCAGAGAAAUAUCCCACUUCUGCCACCACGGGGAGAGGCUCCACACCUGAGAUCCCCCCUCCAUAGCUACAUCCCACCUCCCUCCAUUCCCUCGUUGCCCCGCAGCGCGGUACCCCUCUUCUGACUUCCCCGGCCUCACACGUCUGCCGUGUUGCCAUGCGGCUUUUCCUCGGCCACCCUAGAGGUGGCUGCAUUUCAGGGCCAGGCUCGGAAGCAACCUCCAGAGCCUCCCAGCCAAGAGAU
Messenger RNA from Pelodiscus sinensis (Chinese soft-shelled turtle), 772 nucleotides. The record is from RefSeq and is a predicted model, not a curated record. NCBI's taxonomy places the organism in Eukaryota, Metazoa, Chordata, Testudines, Trionychidae.